Molecule: messenger RNA, 5499 nt
Organism: Rattus norvegicus (Norway rat)
Lineage: Eukaryota; Metazoa; Chordata; Mammalia; Rodentia; Muridae
Source: RefSeq, a predicted model, not a curated record
AUGUGGGCUGUACCCAGCAAUCAUUGUUCCAUUUCAGCUCUAACCUCAAAGAGUACCAUUGUGAGGUCAUUGACCUUCCAACUUACACUUCCUGUCCUUACAGGGAAUGCUUUUGCUGUUGGUUGGAGAGUACUUGGAUUUCUGGGCUCGUGAGCCACAGCAUAUGGUUCUUCAUGAAUUGUUGAGUCUGAACAUAGUUUCAUGGUACAGGCUCUUCUGGAGCACAUGCUGGCCUCACCAUCACUAUAUAGCCAAAGUUGGCUUGAAUGUUGCUCAUCAUGCUGCCACUUUCAAAAAUUUUAUAAUUAGUAUGGGCUCAUCUUUAUGAGAUUCUAUUGAUUUUCCCCUUUAAAAAAUGUGUGUAAGACCCUCGGAUCCCGGCCCGCAGCAGCUCUCUGCUCCCAAACCCCGUGGGAGAGAGACCUCACUGCCUGAUCAGGUGGGCACCUGUGAGGCUGCAGAGCAGAGGAGACCACCAACACUGCCCACCCCUGCCCACAUCCUGAAAGACCCCAGCUUAGCAGCAGUAACGCCAUUUUGCAAGGCUGUACUUAAGAUGACUGGUUCAGAGAAAGGUUAGAACACUGAGUACACAGCGGCUGCCAAGCAGGAUGUGUUUGGUUGAAGGCCUGGCAACAGGACGACUGCGUUUGAGCACCUGACAAUGAGAAAAGCCCCAGGAGAGGUCCCACACCCUGUUUAUGUUCCAAGAAGGUAGCUAGGAAACUUGCCCCCGGGCUGAACCCUUGGGGGGCCAAGUCAGUCGCUAUGUUUAAGGAAGGUAGCUAGGAAACUUGUCCCGGGGCUGAACCCUUGCCACAUUAGAAUCCACCAAUUAUAUCCCUGUAACCAUGCAUCUGCUUCUGUAUGCUUGCUUCUUCUCCCUAAAAUCCUAUAAAAAGCCCAUCCUUGGUUCCGUGGGGCGCGCCAGUCCCCCGAGUGACUGAAGCGCCCGCAGGUGCCUGUUCCUGUGUAUCCCGACAAUAAACCAAAUCCUCUUGCUGAUUGCAUCCUGUGGUGUCUCGGUCUGGUCAUUAAAGUUGGAGUGUCUCCAUCCCGAGGGAAAGUUCUCCCUGAGAGCUUUUCAUUUGGUGCGUUGGCCGGGAAAGGAGAUCCUCCACCCAGGGACCACCGACCACCCACUGGGACGUAAGCCGGCCGGCGUCUGUCUGAUUCUGUCUCGUUCUGCCUUAUUCUGUCUGUUCUGUGAGCGCUCAGCCAGGUCUGUUCUGUGAGCGCUCAGCCAGGUUGUUUGGAAUUUGGGCGGGACGAAGAAGGAGCUGACGAGCUCGGACUUCUCGCCCCGCAGCCCUGGAAGACGUUCCAAGGGUGUUAGGGGCCCGACUUUUCAGGGCUCAAUCUGGGACUCUGGUUAGAGGAGGAGGAUCCGGACUUACGGCACCUCUGUCUGUAUUUUUGGCUUUCAGAGGGCCCUGGACCUUUGCCACCUCCAUCUGAUUUUUUGCUUUCAGUUUGGUACCAAAGCCAUGCAGCACGCCUGUCUGUUGUUUGUUUGACUGUUGGUGUUGUUUGUUUUCUCUGUGUCCUAAUCUUCCUUAGAACUAACAUGGGACAGUCUCUACCUUUGUGAAAUCAGAGCCUUCUAAGAAACCUGUCCUCCCGGCAGACCCAAACUCCCCUCUCAUAGAUCUUCUCUCUGACAGGCCCGGCUAAAACGGAGGAGGCAGAGCUGCCGGCCAGAUCAGUUGCCGGGCCACAGUCUGAUAAGGGUUUCUCCCCUUUUGCAGGGAGAUUGCGCAAUAAGCGCGAGGUGAUGCCAGAUUCAACCUCCCAGGCUUUCCCACUUAGACAGGGAACCGGUGGCCAGACCCAAUACUGGCCGUUUUCAGCAGUUGACAUUUCUCCAAAGAUCCGGUGGCACUCACCGACCUAAUAGAAUCUGUUUUACUUACCCACCAGCCUACUUGGGAUGACUGCCAACAGCUCUUACAGGCCCUCUUAACCUCAGAAAAAAAGAAAAAAAAAAAACAAAGAGUGUUCCUAGAGGCCAAAAAGCAUGUUCUGGGAGAUGAUGGGCGUCCCACCCAGCUGCCUGAGGAAAUUGAUGCUACAUUCCCACUUAAGAGACCAAACUGGGAUUUUAAUACAGCUGAAGGUAAGGGACACCUACGCCUUUAUCGCCAGUUGCUUCUAGUGGGUCUCUGAGGGUCUAUACGACGCCCUACUAAUUUGGCUCAGGUAAAACAGGUAUUACAGGAAGACUAAGUUACAGAGGUUAAAAAAUUUACAGGGCUAUACAUUACAGGAUUUACUUAAAGAAGCUAAAAGAAAAAGAAGAUAGAGUUCACAGAGAGAGGGAAGAGAGAGAAUUGAGUCAAAUCUUGGCCGUCGUAGUUCAGGGCCAAGAAAAGAAGGGAGAUAGGGGGGAGCUCGAAAGGGGCUGAAGCUGGAUAAAGAUCAAUGUGCCUAUUACAAAGAGAAAGGGCACUGGGCCAGAGAGUGCCCCAAGAAGCCUGGCGGACCCCGAAAGCCUCGACCACGAACCUCCCUCUUGGCUCUAGAUAAAGAUUAGGGAGGUCAGGGCCAGGAGCCCCCCCCCCUGAGCCCAGGGUAACGCUUAAAGUUGGGGGGCAGCCGGUUACUUUCCUGGUAGACACAGGAGCCCAGCAUUCAGUCCUCACCCAAGCUUCAGGACAACUCAGCGACCGGACGGCCUGGGUACAAGGAGCUACUGGUGAGAAACAAUACCGAUGGACUACGGACCGCCGGGUUCAGCUGGCUACCGGUAAGGUGACCCAUUCCUUCUUACAUGUUCCGGACUGCCCGUACCCUCUGCUGGGCCGUGACCUGCUCACCAAACUAAAAGCACAAAUUCAUUUUGAGGAAGGAGGGGCCCAAAUAACUGGCUCCCACGGAACUCCCCUUCAAGUUCUAACCCUACAAUUAGAGGACAGGACAAGCCACAAUCCCUAGAAAUAGACACUUGGGUCACGAAUUUUCCACUGGCUUGGGCAGAGACUGGUGGGAUGGGGUUGGCGCUCCAACAGCCCCCCUUAAUUAUACAACUCCAGUCUCCAUAAAACAAUACCCCCUGUCACAUGAAGCUUAUCAAGGUAUAAGGCCUCACUUUAUGAGGCUUCUGGAUCAAGGCAUCCUAGUCCCCUGCCGGUCGCCUUGGAAUACGCCUCUUCUGCCUGUUAAAAAAACCCGGCACUGGAGAUUAUAGGCCAAUACAAGACUUGAGAGAGGUCAACAAGAGGAUAGAAGAUAUUCAUCCGACUGUUCCAAACCCUUACAAUUUGUUCAGUAACUGUUCAUCGAUGAGAAACAGGGGUAUGCUAAAAAGGUCCUAACACAAAGGUUGGGACCCUGGAAACGCCCUGUGGCCUACCUGUCUAAGAAAUUGGACCCUGUGGCCUCCGGCUGGCCACCGUGCCUAAAGAUGGUGGCUGCUAUUGCUGUCCUGAUCAAGGACACUGGAAAAUUGACUUUGGGACAGCCACUCACCAUCCUAACACCCCACGCAGUGGAGGCCUUGGUAAAGCAGCCCCCAGACCGCUGGCUCUCUGAUUCCCACAUGACCCACUACCAAGCCUUGUUAACCAGGCCGGACCUAUCGGACCAGCCUCUUCAGAAUGCUGACCACACAUGGUACACGGAUGACAGCAGCUUCUUGGCAGAGGGAGAGCGAAAGGCUGGAGCUGCGGUCACUACGGAGGACAAAGUGAUUUGGGCGAAAGCCCUGCCUGCUGGUACCUCCGCACAACGGGCUAAACUCAUCGCCUUGACUCAGGCGCUCAAGAUGGCAAAAGGUAAGAGGCUAAAUAUAUAUACAGACAGCCGUUAUGCCUUUGCCACGGCACACAUCCACGGGGAGAUCUACCGGAGGCAGGGGCUGCUCACAUCUGAGGAUAAAGAUAUUAAAAAUAAGGCUGAAAUUCUGGCCCUCUUAGAAGCCCUAUUCUUGCCCAAAAGACUGAGUAUUAUACAUUGUCCAGGACACCAGAAAGGGCACAACCCAGAGGCACGAGGAAACCGGCUGGCCGAUGCCAUGGCGCGAGAAGCGGCCAUGAGCAAACUAAUCUUGCCCUUAAAUAGCCCAGACCAACCCACGCCCCCACCAGUGGGACAAACCAGUUGGGUUUAUGCCCAUGAGGACAUAGAGCUCCUAAAAAAAAUGGGGGCCAUCUACCACCCUCAACUAAAACAGUGGUUCUACAAAGGAAAGACAGUUAUGCCAAUAAAAAUGACUUUUGAAUUGAUCUCCUUUUUACAUAAAUUAACCCAUUUGGGGUUUAAGAAGAUGAAAACCUUACUAGAUCGAGAAGAGAUAAAUCUGUGUUUUUUAAAUCGGGACAAAGCGAUACAAAAGGUGACUGAGAGUUACAAAGCGUGCGCUCAGGUUAACACGAAAAGGACCAUGAUUGGACAAGGAGUUCGUCCUAAGGGACACCGUCCCGACAUCCAUUGAGAAAUUGAUUUUACUGAAAUUAAACCAGGUAUAUAUGGAUAUAAGUAUCUCCUAGUGUUUGUAGACACCUUCUCAGGAUGGGUCGAAGCCUUCCCCACAAAGCACGAGACUGCAAAAAUGGUCACCAAGAAGCUCCUCGAGGAAAUCUUUCCCAGGUAUGGCAUGCCUCAAGCGUUGGGGUCGGACAACGGGCCCGCUUUCGUCUCCCAAGUAAGUCAGUUGGUUGGCCAAAUUGCUGGAGAUUGAUUAGAAAUUACAUUGUGCCUAUAGACCCCAGAGUUCAGGUCAGGUAGAAUGCAUGAAUAGAACAAUUAAGGAGACUUUAUCCAAACUUACGCUUGCAACUGGUUCAAAGGAUUGGGUGGCCCUCCUUCCCCUAGUUCUAUAUUGGGCCCGGAAUACCCCAGGCCCCCAUGAUCUAGCACCUUUUAAAAUAAUGUAUAGAGCACCACCCCCAUUUGUCCAUUUCUUUGAUUCAAACAUUGCUGAUUUUGCUGACAGCCCUUCUCUGAGGGCCCAUUUACAGGCCCUACAGAUUGUGCAGAGAGACGUCUGGAGAUCUUUGGCCGCUGCUUACCAGGACAAGCUUGAGCAUCCAGUGGUGCCACACCCGUUCCAGAUUGGAGACACCGUGUGGGUGCGCAGACACCAGACCAAAAAUCUCGAGCCACAGUGGAAAGGACCCUACACCGUCCUCCUGACUACCCCUACAAGCCCCUUCUCCACAACGGGGGGCUCCACCAUUUUGAUCUCCCCGUCGCCAGGCACCGGGGAUCGAUUAUUCAAUUUGGUGGCUGGUGCAUAUCUGGCUCUCAACUAUUCAGACCCUUUUAGGAAAAUAGUAAGAGAUAAUAUGGCUAAGCUUCGAGAACGCCUGGCACAAAGACAAAAACUGUUUGAUUCCCAACAGGGAUGGUUAGAGGGGUGGUUUAACCGAUCCCCUUGGUUUGGUACCCGCAGGUGCCUGUGCCUGUGUAUCCCGACAAUAAACCAAAUCCUCUUGCUGAUUGCAUCCUGUGGUGUCUCAGUCUGGUCAUUAAAGUUGGAGGGUCUCCAUUCCGAGGGAA